Megalopta genalis is the source of this 870-nucleotide messenger RNA. RefSeq names its product elongation factor 1-beta (gene eEF1beta). Gene Ontology annotation, cellular component: cytosol; eukaryotic translation elongation factor 1 complex. Gene Ontology annotation, molecular function: translation elongation factor activity; guanyl-nucleotide exchange factor activity. Gene Ontology annotation, biological process: translational elongation. Lineage: Eukaryota; Metazoa; Arthropoda; Insecta; Hymenoptera; Halictidae. The record is from RefSeq and is a predicted model, not a curated record.
UUCCGGUGAGCAGGUAGAGAGUACUUCAUUUCUGUCGGCUUCUAUUAAACACUAUCUUUAUUUGAAUUUUCGCGAUGGCUGUCGGUGAUCUUAAGACAGAUAAGGGUGUCAAGGAUUUAAAUUCUUAUUUAGCAGAUCGUAGUUAUAUCGAAGGGUGGCAACCUACUCAGGCAGACGUAGCAGUGCUAGAAGCUUUGGGAAAAACUCCAACAUCUUCGAAUCCUCAUGUUUUACGAUGGUACAACCAUAUCAAAUCGUAUGAUUUAGAGUCACUUCCUGGAGAGAAAAAAGCACCCACACUCUUAAGUAACGAUAAUGUUAAUCCACCAACAGUAGCAAAGAACGAAGACGAUGAUGACAUAGAUCUGUUUGGUUCUGAUGAAGAAGAAGAUGUAGAAGCUGUUAGAGUGAGAGAAGAAAGAUUAAAAGCAUACGCAGAAAAGAAAUCUAAAAAGCCAACUUUGAUUGCUAAAUCUAGUCUUGUAUUGGAUGUAAAACCAUGGGGGGAUGAGACAGACAUGAAAGCAAUGGAGAAAGCAGUUAGAUCUAUAGAAAUAGAUGGAUUAGUUUGGGGUGCAUCCAAACUAGUUGCUGUGGGCUAUGGUAUAUCUAAGUUCAGAAUAAUGUGUGUCAUAGAAGAUGACAAAGUAUCUGUGGACUUAUUGGUAGAACAAAUAGAAAGUUUUGAGGAUCUAGUUCAAUCUGUCGACAUUGAGUCAUUCAACAAAAUAUAAAUGACUGUUUGUGUCCGUUACUUUUAAUAUAAACUUAAUAAAUAAUAACCAUUGUUUCUAUAUAUAAUUUGUUAUUGGAUGAUCCUGAAGAAUUACUAAUGCAACUUCAAUGGUAAUAUAUUAACAAAGCUUUAAA